Apis cerana (Asiatic honeybee) is the source of this 657-nucleotide messenger RNA. Its product is annotated as small ribosomal subunit protein eS28. NCBI's taxonomy places the organism in Eukaryota, Metazoa, Arthropoda, Insecta, Hymenoptera, Apidae. Gene Ontology annotation, biological process: translation; maturation of SSU-rRNA; ribosomal small subunit assembly. Gene Ontology annotation, molecular function: structural constituent of ribosome. Gene Ontology annotation, cellular component: ribosome; cytosolic small ribosomal subunit. The record is from RefSeq and is a predicted model, not a curated record.
AUGGAGAAACCUAUAGUUCGUGCAAGAGUAGUGAAAGUUCUUGGCAGAACAGGUUCUCAAGGGCAAUGUACGCAAGUCAAAGUGGAGUUUUUGAAUGAGCAAAACAGACAGUUAAUUCGGAACGUGAAAGGUCCUGUACGAGAAGGAGACAUUCUAACACUCUUAGAAUCUGAAAGAGAAGCCAGACGACUUCGUUAGUACAUUUAAGAAUAAAACUUUCUUCUCGAAAAUUAAGCAAAAAAUAUAUAUAUUAAACUGCUCCAGAAAAAAAGAGAGAAAAAGAGAAUGAUGAUUAAUAUCGACUCUCUUAUAUACUAUUUGGUAUGUACACAAAAGGAAGGAAAAAAUAACGUUUCUAAAUAUUUUUUAAACAAUUAAAGUCGAUAAAAUAUAAAUAUCAAUAUGCAUUUCAUUUCCUAGGUAUUAUUAUUGUUAGAUAUUAUAAAUAGAAACUAAUUGACAUUUGUUUUAGAACUCUGAUCAAUCUCUUUUUUCCUUAUAUGUUUCUAAUUUUAAUGAAAAAUUAUAUUCAUAAUUGAUGAAAUUGAUGAAAAUGAUAUAUAUGUACAUAUUAUUGUUAUACAAGUAUAACUGAAGUAUAUUUGUAAAUAAAAAUUAAUAAAAAUAAUUAAUAAUAAUAAAAAUUCAAAAAAUAAA